Aureobasidium pullulans EXF-150 is the source of this 981-nucleotide messenger RNA. RefSeq lists its product as uncharacterized. Gene Ontology annotation, molecular function: zinc ion binding; ubiquitin protein ligase activity; ubiquitin conjugating enzyme binding. Gene Ontology annotation, cellular component: ubiquitin ligase complex; cytoplasm. The record is from RefSeq and is a predicted model, not a curated record. The transcript has 3 exons. Gene Ontology annotation, biological process: positive regulation of proteasomal ubiquitin-dependent protein catabolic process; ubiquitin-dependent protein catabolic process; protein polyubiquitination. NCBI's taxonomy places the organism in Eukaryota, Fungi, Ascomycota, Dothideomycetes, Dothideales, Saccotheciaceae. Bases 1 to 981 code for a protein of 326 amino acids.
AUGGACUUGUCCGAGGUCGUCCAAUUCAUCCUCAUUCUCUUCCCCGUUUUCUUUUUCUCACUUCUCUUGAUUCCAAACAUCUUGACUUUCUUACUCUACUUGGACAGGGCCAGGUUCAACAUCCGUACAGAAAGCGAAGUUCUGAUAUCGAUCGUCGGGAGUGGGCGAACAACCCGCAGCAUUGAUCUUGUGCUUGACCUACAAUUUAGGGAAUUGGCUAUCGCUGAGCAUUCGCACGAUGACCAUGAUCUUGCGGUAGCCUUGCAGUUGAAGCUUGACGAAGACCAUACCUGCGUAUCUGGUCCGGCAAAGGAUGAGCAAGCUGCGCCCCCUGCAAACUGCACUUGUCUACGUUGUACAGAUGAGAUUCCUCAUCAACAAAGUUUCAAGGCCCCAUGCACUCAUGACUUCUGUUUUGACUGUCUAGCUGACUUUUUCGAGGCGACGAUUGACGAUGAAGCACUUUACCCACCUAGAUGUUGUGGACAGGAGAUACCCUUCGAGAGCGUGCAAGGACUUCUUAACGACAGGCUCCAAAUAAGGUACAGAGAGAAGAAGAUGGAAUACGACACCGAGCCUAACAACAGAACCUACUGCCAUAACACUACGUGUGGAAGUUUCAUCUACGCAGAUCUCAUCGAGGACGAGGCAGGACUUUGUCUCGAUUGUGGUAGAACCACCUGCACAAUGUGCAAAAGAGCAACACACUACGGUGACUGUCCUAGCGAUGAGGGUACACAAAGGUUGCUCGAGCUAGCCGAAAACAGGGGCUGGCAACGCUGCUACAAUGCAAAAUGUCAUCGCGUGGUCGAGCUCUCAUCUGGUUGCAACCAUAUAACAUGUGUUUGUGGUGCACAAUUCUGCUAUAUUUGUGGUUCUCGUUGGAGAACUUGCACGUGUCCUCAAUAUACUCAUCCGUCUGUUGCAGGUGACGUUAGAGGCCAACCUGCUGCGGUUCACAGAUUUUAUCGACCCACUUGA